AUGGAAUCUCUGUCGUUACAUAAAAUUUGUCGCAUUUGUUUGAAAAAUGAUAUUCUGGUGUCGAUAUAUAGUCCAACAUUUCUAAUACGGCCCAUUGAAAUGAUGCAGAAGCUUAAAAUUGUCAAUGUUAAUGCCAAUGAUGAAUCGGCUUUCCCCGCUUUGUUGUGUCAAUCAUGUCUGUACCGGCUAUUGGAUGCCUACAAUCUGCAACAAUUGGCUGAAGCAUCGGAAAGACGUUUAAGGGAAUAUUUUUUUGGUAUUCCACCACCCCCCACCCAACCAACGAUAAGUAAUCUUGGUUCAGUGCUCAACAACGCCAUAUCCCCCAAACCGAUUGAUACACCCGAUGAUAGUGUAUCGGUUGCCAACCUAUGUGAUAUGAUGUUCUAUCGUGAUGUCACCAAUGAUAUUGUUGAAGUUGUCGGUGAUGAUGUUGAAUUGCUGAAUGAUGUUGAAAUUGAUGUUAGUAGCCUGACACGUUCCGAAGCGGAUGAAACACUGAGUGAUGUAUUUGGUAGAACUACUACUCGUAUGUCAUUAGAUGUUUCUUCCACGGCAAUUGGCGAAAUGACGCAUAAUGAUAAUAGUGAUAAUAAUAAUUUUGAAAGUCUUCAUAAUGCAAACGUUAAUUGUGAAAGAGUACAGCCUGCAGAGGAUAAUAAGAAACCACCAGAGCAGAGUAAUAUUCCAUUGGCAAAAAUGAAGAAAGCUUUAAAAAUUCCAGAUAAAUGUUUAGAAUGUGGCAAGAUUUUCCAUUACAAAGGUUAUUUGUUAAUACAUAAACGUAUCCAUACGGGAGAGAGGCCAUUCAAAUGUGAGCUAUCAUAA
Molecule: messenger RNA, 828 nt
Organism: Musca vetustissima
Lineage: Eukaryota; Metazoa; Arthropoda; Insecta; Diptera; Muscidae
Product: zinc finger and SCAN domain-containing protein 20-like
Exons: 4
Coding region: 1-828 (275 amino acids)
Biological process (GO): regulation of transcription by RNA polymerase II
Cellular component (GO): nucleus
Molecular function (GO): RNA polymerase II cis-regulatory region sequence-specific DNA binding; zinc ion binding; DNA-binding transcription factor activity
Source: RefSeq, a predicted model, not a curated record